This is a messenger RNA of Sinocyclocheilus anshuiensis, 4072 nucleotides long. RefSeq names its product 5'-AMP-activated protein kinase catalytic subunit alpha-1. The transcript has 10 exons. Gene Ontology annotation, biological process: protein phosphorylation; intracellular signal transduction. Gene Ontology annotation, cellular component: cytoplasm. Gene Ontology annotation, molecular function: protein serine/threonine kinase activity; ATP binding. The record is from RefSeq and is a predicted model, not a curated record. The coding region runs from base 75 to 1796 and encodes 573 amino acids. NCBI's taxonomy places the organism in Eukaryota, Metazoa, Chordata, Actinopteri, Cypriniformes, Cyprinidae.
CUUCUGUACCGGUAGUUGUCAGUAGAGACGCUGCUGUCUCUCUCUCUCUCAGCAGGUAGGGCCUCAGAGCGAAGAUGGCGACGGACAAACAGAAACAUGAAGGCAGGGUGAAAAUCGGACAUUAUAUUCUCGGAGACACCCUAGGAGUGGGAACGUUUGGAAAAGUCAAAGUGGGCCAGCAUGAGUUGACAAAGCACCAGGUGGCGGUAAAGAUUCUGAACCGGCAGAAGAUCCGUAGUCUGGAUGUGGUGGGGAAGAUUCGACGCGAGAUCCAGAACCUCAAACUCUUCCGUCACCCGCAUAUAAUCAAACUUUACCAAGUCAUCAGCACACCAACAGACAUCUUCAUGGUAAUGGAAUAUGUGUCAGGAGGAGAACUCUUUGACUACAUCUGUAAAAAUGGAAAGUUGGACGAGAAGGAGAGCAGGCGUCUGUUCCAGCAGAUCAUCUCAGGGGUGGAUUACUGCCACAGACAUAUGGUGGUGCACAGAGACCUCAAGCCUGAGAACGUCCUGCUGGAUGCACACAUGAAUGCCAAGAUUGCAGACUUUGGCUUAUCAAACAUGAUGUCAGAUGGAGAAUUCUUAAGGACGAGUUGCGGUUCUCCUAAUUAUGCUGCUCCUGAAGUCAUCUCUGGAAGGUUAUACGCAGGGCCUGAGGUGGACAUCUGGAGCAGUGGUGUGAUUUUAUACGCUCUGCUGUGCGGAACGCUGCCGUUUGACGAUGACCACGUGCCAACACUUUUCAAGAAGAUCUGCGAUGGAAUCUUCUUCACGCCUCAGUAUCUGCACCCCUCCGUUAUUAGCCUUCUGAAACACAUGCUCCAGGUGGACCCCAUGAAGAGAGCCACUAUUAAAGAGAUUCGGGAGGAUGAGUGGUUUAAACAAGAUCUCCCCAAGUAUCUGUUCCCAGAGGACGCUGCAUAUAGCAAUAAUAUGAUUGAUGAGGAGGCACUGAAGGAGGUGUGCGAGAAGUUUGAGUGCACUGAGGAGGAGGUGCUCAACUGCUUGUACAGUCGCAAUCACCAGGAUCCUCUUGCUGUGGCCUAUCACUUGAUCAUAGACAACCGGCGCAUUAUGAACGAGGCCAAAGAUUUCUAUUUGGCUUCCAGCCCCCCGGACAGCUUCCUAGAUGACCUGCCUGCGCACCACUCUGCGAAGAUUCACCCCGAGAGAGUGCCAUUCCUGGUGACUGAGUCCCAGCCACGUCCUCGACACACGCUGGAUGAGCUUAACCCCCAAAAGUCCAAGCAUCUCGGUGUCCGGCGGGCCAAGUGGCACCUGGGAAUCCGUAGCCAGAGCAGACCGAAUGAUAUCAUGAGUGAGGUCUGCCGUGCUAUGAAGCAGUUGGACUAUGAGUGGAAGGUAGUUAAUCCUUAUUACUUGCGAGUGCGGAGGAAGAACCCAGUCACUGGCAUACAUACAAAGAUGAGCCUCCAGCUCUACCAGGUGGACAGCAGGACCUAUUUACUAGACUUCAGGAGCAUAGAUGAUGACAUGGUAGAAGUAAAAUCAGGGACUGCCACACCUCAUCGCUCUGGCUCAGUCGGUAACUACCGGACUACCCUAAAGAACGACAGGAAUGAAAAAAACGAAUGUGAGGAUGCAGCAAAGGGCGACGUGUCCGCUCCCUCCACGCCUCCGAUAUCCGGAGGGAAAGCGGCAGAAGGCUCUCUGGCUUCUUCUCUUACCUCCUCAGUGGAUUCCACAGGGGGAGAGAUCCUCCCCCGCCCAGGAAGUCACACCAUAGAGUUCUUUGAGAUGUGCGCCAACCUCAUCAAGCUGCUAGCACGAUAACUUGUGCUUCCUCUGAUGCCUUCUCUCUCACUCUCCUCUGUCUUCCCUCUCACUCUCUGGCUUCUUUUCUCUUUCUUCUGGAAUGCUGUCUACCUCUUCGUCCUCUGAUAUCUGUCAUCAUCCACAGCAGUUUUUCUAUCUCUGUUCUUUUCGUCUCUCUUUUUCUCGCUCAGUGUCUUUAGAGCAAUAAGCAUGCGGACGGACUCAAGACUCCAUGCAUCCCACUCGCAUAAAAAAGCUGAAUGGUCUGUGGCUCUACAGUCGCCAGGAUCAGCCGGUUUAAGAGGAUUGAGAAAAGGUACAAGGAGGAAAAGGAUGGAGGUUGUUUUUUUGUGCCACAGUUAAGAUGUCAGAAAGAUUGCUAAGCCACUCUAUAGUGUCUAAACUCUUUUAGAGAUGGUUUUACAAUUCUUUUCUGGGUUUUAUAGCAAGGAUUUCCUUGCAGAGUGAGGCGUAGAGGUGCAUUUAAAUGAGUUAUACACUGAGCUAGCUGUACUGUACACAAUGCUGUUGCGAUUCUUGGCGGACCAAGAGAUGUAUAAAGAAAGAGCCCUUGUGAGGCAUGUGGGACGACGAGUGAGACAGAAAGCGCUUUUGCACAGUUUUACCUGUAAGUUUUUGUGGGCCAGUGUCAGAACUGGUUAUACCAUUGAUGAGGCCUACUGGGAAGGCCACUCGAUUAGGAGGAGCCGUCUUAAAAAGUGGGGCCAAUUUAACGUGGUGGGCACUUUAACACAAAGGGACAACUUGAUAAGUCAGCCUUUCUUAAGGAAGAGACCAAUAUUAAACCCAUUUAUCCUGAAGGAGUGCAAUGUCCUUGCCUCUGUUUCAUAGAUUUUUGUUUGUUUGUCACACCUUAGUCUUUUUUUCUAUUCGCUCACAUUUUACAUAAAUUUAAGUAUAUACAGAAUUUAAACAUGCAUUUGGAUUUAUAUUUAUCAGUGCUUUAAAUGGGGUUGUAGAUUGUAUUAAAAUUGUGAUAUUGGACUGGAUUUUUUCAAAAGAAAUAUUUGAUUGUAUCACUGUAAGAUGUUUUAUUCCAUACACUGCUUUAUCAAAAAAAAUUUUUUUACUGUUAUUUUAUUUGUUUUACAAAAUAGUGGUUGCUUGAAAAAGAAGUUCUCCUUAAAGAAAGAAAUCAAAUGUUUUUGUAUCCCCCCCACUUUUACAAAUUAAGUCUCUGUAGUAAGACAGGCCCAGUAUUAAAAAUGAAAAUGGAAAAAAAUAUCAAAUUAGAAUUGAAAUAUUGGCGCAUACUGAGCAAUCUCCUUAAUACUGUGUUUACAAAGUCAUAAUCGUAAGAUCAUAAAAUAGAAAAGCGCUUCCUACUUGCAUGUGACUUUAUGUGCCCUCAUAUGAGCCUGUGUAAUAAACAAAAUUCUACAAAAGUCCACAAAGGAAAGAACUGCAACCUGUUAACAAUGAAUGAAAUUAUGUUAUGUAGGAGCUUACUGACAGGAGUAAUCCUCUUCUUCAUAUCAGUUCUUUCAACGCAUGUUUCAUAGAUGAAAAGGAAAACAAUAUAAGUUUUAAGUAAGUUGCUCUUGUUCAUUUGCCUGCCCAGAGCUCCAGCUAUGUUCAAAUUAAAUGUCCCAAAUUCAGUGCUAAAAAAGCUAAGACGUAAUUUUAAAUAAUACAUUUAUUCUGUGGUAUGUAUGGCACAGCAUAUUUACAUUUUAAAGUCUGAAUGUCUUAACACACAUUCUUACUGCAUUAAAGAAAUAACUCUUAGUUCUUAUGAAUGCAGCAGUAUCAUAUUCUCAAAAAGAAUAUUUAAGGAGAUUUAAGGCCAGUAAUUCUGAUUCGACCUUCUGGAAUUCUUGAGUCUUUGUUACGUGUUAAGAUCUAGUUUCCUAAAAGGAUGAUAUUGUUUUUGUUCUAAACUCAUUUGAGAAUCUAUUAAUGAGAUGUAUGAGCUAAAACUUGACAAUCUGUGCUUUGCAAGUCAGCUUAAGACAAAUCCAGAGAAAUUUAGUUUUGCUCUGUCCCCUUUAUCUUUUUUCCCCCCAAAAGGUUAUUUCCCUGUGUAGUUGUCUAAUUCAAAUGGUAACUCUUCUUUAUCACUAGGGAACCAUUUCAGUGUCUCCACAGGCUGUUUAUUCAGCCAUCGAAAAGAAGUUUAGAAAAUCUGUUGAUGUUCUUCUCUUAUCUGCAUUUAUGUUGAUUAUCUGUGCAGAGAUGCACCUCAUGGAGGCUUGCCAAUGUAAAUUUACAGAUAAUUACUGAUAAUUUACAGUUUAAAAGAUGAUUUGUAAAUACAACUACUAAUAAACUGA